Molecule: messenger RNA, 1198 nt
Organism: Sphaeramia orbicularis (orbiculate cardinalfish)
Lineage: Eukaryota; Metazoa; Chordata; Actinopteri; Kurtiformes; Apogonidae
Product: zinc finger BED domain-containing protein 4-like
Exons: 4
Coding region: 61-681 (206 amino acids)
Molecular function (GO): protein dimerization activity
Source: RefSeq, a predicted model, not a curated record
CAACAACUGCUGUCAGAGGAGAAGAGAGUGUCAGCAUCAAAAGUCAUUCCUCUAUAUCGGAUGCUGCAGCACAACCUGUUAGAAAAAUUGAGGCACUCAAAGCAGCCAGCAACUCAGCAAUUGGGCACAUUCUUGAAGGAUGGACUGCAGGCAAGGUGUGGUCAAUAUGAAAUUGUUCGACCACUGGCACUGGCAACAUUACUGGAUCCACGAUUCAAAAACCUGGGUUUUGGCAACCCAGCAAAAGCACAGGAAGCAGAAAAGCAGCUGAUAUUGGAGUGUGCCACUUUGAUCCAGCCUGCUGAAACAUCUGAUCCCCAAAUCGCACCUUCAUCAUCUUCCACAGCAGACAACAGUCUUUGGGACAUGUUUGACCAAAAAGUGAAGAGCAAAACCACCACACGCAGCAUCACAGCAGACACAACAAUUGAAGUUGGAAAAUAUCUUCAAGAGCCCUUCAUUCCCCGAUCUGCAGAUCCUCUUGCAUAUUGGAAGGAAAGGGCAGUGGUCUUUCCACAUCUGCAUAAACUUUCAAAGAAAUUCCUUUGCAUUCCUGCGACAAGUGUACCAUGUGAAAGAGUUUUUUCCAAAGCUGGAGAGGUGAUAACAAAAAAAAGAAAUCGGUUGCACCCCUCCACUGCAGAAAAAAUAAUCUUCUUAAAUAAAAACCUUGAAAUCUAAGUAAUGCAUAUUUCCAUGUGUUCAUUUUAUUUUAAUUUAAUUUCAUUUAUUCAUUUAGCACAUAUCAGUACAUCAAUGGUGCAGGGAUGGAACAAAGCCCAAUGGGCUUGUACAGGAGUUCCACCCUUAACAGAAAUUACAGUCAACUUAGAUUAAUAAGGCUAACAAAUAAACUUUGAAAAAUCAGGAGACAAAGUACAAAAUAAAGCAUUACUAAACAGUAAUAUACAGUGUAAACAAAAUUCAUAAUUCAAGAUAUGCAAGAUAUAUGGAUGAAGAAGAAGCAAAUAAAGUAGUAAGGCAGUGGAGAGGGCAGGAAGUGACUAGCUGUGCAGUAGAUGUUUUUUUGAGCUGCUUUUUAAAGAGUGAGAGGGACGUUAAAGAUGUAGGUAAACUGUUCCAGAGCAUCAGACCUCUGUAUGACAGGUUGAGUUGAUUAUGUGAAGUGCAGGUUAAAGGUGGAUAUAGAUUAUUAUUGUUACUGUGUCUAGUUCUGUGUGAGUGUGUUUUAGUAACA